ACAGGAGAGAGCUGCAGACCAGGGGGUCCCAUCAACACACAUAUUUCUGCUAAAUCUUCCUUUCAGCUGGAGGACACUCCCCUGAAGGGGUGAGAAGGGAAGGUAAGACGUGAUUCAGGCUCCAAGUGAGUUUCACUUCCUUGGCGUCACAGUCGGUCCAAAGUCGAAGAGGCCGUAAAACCUGGGCCAGCCUUACAGUUUUCUCCUUCCUCAUACCGAGUCGGACUCCGAGCCACAUCCAGACCGGUCCCAGGGCUUGAAGAGGACCACGGAUGAAACGAUCGUGAGGCAUCAGGAAAAAAACGGAUCGAAAUGCUGAGAAAAGGGGAGUGGGUGUGGGCCGACUCGGACCUCGGGGUGCCCAUCGGCGCCAGGGUCAGGGAGACGUCCAGGGGUCACCGGCUGCUGGUGGACGACGAUGGAAACGAGCGGAGUCUGACCCCGGAGAUGGAGCCCACCCUCAGGGUCAUGCACCCCACGUCCGUGGAGGGCGUGGACGACAUGAUCAAGCUGGGGGACAUGACGGAGGCCGGCCUGCUCCGGAACCUGCUGCUCAGACACAAGCGGAGCCUGAUCUACACCUACGUGGGCUCAGUGCUGGUGGCAGUCAACCCGUACCAGGAUUUCCCCAUCUAUUCGGAGGAAAAGGUGAAGUUGUACCACGGCCGGAAGCUCGGGGAGCUCCCCCCGCACAUCUUCGCCAUCGCCGAGUCCUGCUACUUUAACAUGACCCGUCAUCUCAGAAACCAGUGCUGCAUCAUCAGUGGGGAGUCCGGUGCCGGGAAGACAGAGAGUACCAAGCUGAUCCUGCAGUACUUGGCAGCGGUCAGCGGGGAGCUGUCCCAGCAGCAGAUCGAGCAGCAGAUCCUGGAGUCCAACCCCAUUCUGGAAGCUUUUGGAAAUGCCAAAACAAUCCGUAACGACAACUCCAGUCGCUUUGGGAAGUACCUGGAGAUUUUCUUCAACAAGGAUGGAGUGAUUGAAGGCGCUCGCGUGGAGCAGUAUCUCCUGGAGAAGUCUCGCGUCUGCCACCAGGCCUCAGAAGAGCGAAACUACCACAUAUUUUACUGCAUGCUGGCAGGAAUCACAGCAGAGGAGAAGAAAACGCUGAGGCUGGGGACUCCUGAGCAGUACACGUUCCUCACCAAGGGGGACUGCAUUGAGUGUGACAGCCGGAACGAUGCCGGAGACUUCACCCGCAUCCGCUCAGCUAUGAAAAUCCUGACUUUCUCAGAAGACCAGUUUCAGGAAAUCCUCAAGCUGCUGGCAGCUAUUUUACACCUGGGAAACGUCUGCUUCCAGGCCUCCACCCAGAAUAACAUGGAGACGAGUGGCGUCAGCAAAUCCGAGGACUUCUCCGUUUCUGCGUCCCUGCUGGAGGUGCAGAAGUCGUCUCUGGCCAAGAGUUUGACCCAGCGGUCUUUCCUGACCAACAAGGAGCGGGUGACCAAACCCCUGGACGCGGAGCAGGCGGCCGACUGCAGAGACGCCUUCGUGAAGGCAAUCUACAACAAGCUGUUUGCGUGGAUCGUUGAGAAGAUCAACGGCGUCAUCUACAAGAAGAUGGCCGGCAGCCCCAAGUCGUCCUUCCUGUCCAUCGGCCUGCUCGACAUCUUCGGUUUUGAGAACUUCGGUACUAACAGUUUUGAGCAGCUUUGCAUCAAUUUUGCCAAUGAAAAGCUGCAGCAGUUCUUCGUGGGCCACAUCUUCAAGCUGGAGCAGGAAGAAUACCUGAAAGAGGACAUCGUGUGGAGUAACAUCAGUUUCAGCGACAAUCAGGGAAUCCUGGACCUUCUGGCUGAGAAGCCGUGUAACCUGCUGGCCCUGAUCGACGAGGAGAGCAACUUUCCAAAGGGUUCAGACAUCACCAUGCUGAGGAAGAUGAACGCGCAGCACAGUAAGAACAAGGCUUACCUCGCCUCCAUGAGUGAACACGACACAGACUUUGGGAUCUGCCACUACGCGGGCGUGGUUCACUACGACACCAGUGGAUUCCUUGAGAAGAACAGAGAUGCUGUCAGCUUUGACAUCCUGAAGAUGAUCGGCACGUCCAAGAACAAACUCCUGGAGGAGAUCUUCAAAAGUGAGCUUUCAAACAAAGCACCGACGAUGGCCAAAAACAACAAAAUCAUCAUGACGCCCCACAGCUCCAUUAAAUCGCAGACGAAGGGUGAGACGCGGAGACACAUGCCGACGCUGAGCGGCCAGUUCCGCCUGUCUCUGGAUUUGCUCAUGAAGGCUCUGUCCGCCUGCCAGCCUUUCUUCAUCCGCUGCUUCAAACCCAACAAUGACAAGCAGUCCCAGACGUUUGACAGAGAGCUGUGUGUGCGCCAGCUGAGGUACUCGGGCAUGAUAGACACCAUCCGAGUCAGGAAGCUGGGAUUUCCUGUCCGACACUCCUUUAAGGACUUUGUGAAGCGCUACAGGGUCCUCCUGAAGACGACCGCCUGCAACCCCAAAACCAAGAGUGCGGUGGACUGUUGUGAAGCCAUCUGCAAAGCUGUGAUUCAGGAGCAGGAUGAGUGGAAAAUGGGCAGGAGCCAAAUCUUCCUGAAGGAUGCCCAUGAUGCUGUUCUGGAGCGGCUGCGGGAGGACGAGCUGAGCAGGGUUGCCGUGGUGAUCCAGAGAGUUAUGUUAGGACAUAAAGACAGGAGAAACUUCCUGAACAAACGGAGAGCAGUCAUGGUGUUGCAGAAGAACUGGAGAGCUUUUGUCGCCAGGAAAGAGAUUAUGGUCAAGCAUCGCUUUGAACGUUUGGUUUCAAAGAUCCACGGUCGAAAACUUCAGCAUCAGUACCAGAGACAGCAGGCGGCAGCACUCACCAUCCAGACCCAGGUACGAGGAUACCAGGCAAGGAAAGACUUGAAGAAGAAGAAGAAGGAGGCGGCCAUGCUGCUCCAGGCCCAAGCCAGAGAAGCCGAAGCCAGAAGAGCCAGAGAAGCCGAAGCCAGAGAAGCCGAAGCCAGGGAAGCCGAAGCCAGAGAAGCCCGAGCCAGAGAAGCCCGAGCCAGAGAAGCCCGAGCCAGAGAAGCCGAAGCCAGAGAAGCCGAAGCCAGAGAAGCCGAAGCCAGAGAAGCCCAAGCUAGAGAAGCCCGAGCCAGAGAAGCCCGAGCCAGAGAAGCCGAAGCCAGUGAAGCUCGAGCCAGAGAAGCAGCUCAAGCAAUGAGAAACGACCUGAGUCCCGGGCAGGAUUCUCCUCCGCACAUGCAGAACGAAAGCGAAGACAUGAUCGCUCUGGAGCUCCAGCAACGGCUGGAGGAAGUUAUUGCCCUGCAGAUGGAGGCCAACAGUGACUGGGACUCCCAGGAGAACGUACCAGAAAUCGUUGUAGUGGACUACAAGGAACAAAACACACCAGGAUCCAAGAUUACCCCCGAGCCAGGAGAGGAACCCCGGGAGGUCCCGGGGCAGGGCUUGAGGGUCUUGGCUCCAGCCUCCAGGUCAACGACCCCCACCUCUCCCAUGGAGGAGGAGGACGACAACUUUGACCACGAGACUGACGAGUUUUCCUUCUCCAAGUUCGCUGUGCGUAACUUCCAGGACGACGCCGACCACAGGCACACCCCUCAGAGACUCAAGAGCCCCCUCCUGGCCCACGAUGACGAGGGGGACGCUCUGGCGUGCCUGACCUUGUCCUGGAUUAUUCUGCGCUUCAUGGGCGACAUACCGGAGCCCAAAGCAGCGGACUCCAUAUCUAUGCUGUCGACCCCCGUCGUCCGCGACGUGCCGCACAGGCAGAACCGCCGGCUGAGCAGCCUGGUGGGACUGGACCAGAAAAUACUGAGGAAGAACAAGAAGAAGCUCGGAGGCAGGAAACCGUCUGCAAUCCUAGAGGAGCCGGAAAAUCUGACAGAGGAUGAAGACCUUCUGGUUGGAGAAGGCCCGACGUUGGACCGUCCCCUCACGUCUCUGGAGAAACUGCACAUUAUUAUUGGAUAUGCUCUAUCAAGACGAGACAUACGAGAUGAGAUCUACUGCCAGAUCUGCAAGCAGCUGGUGGACAACAGGAACCGGGGCAGCCGUCGGCAGGGCUGGAUCCUCCUCUCCAUCUGCCUGGGGAUCUUCCCUCCCACACACCUCUUCGUCAAGUACCUGCAGAACUUUGUUCAGAGAGGCCAGCGAGAAUACAGAGAAUACUGCACGGAGCGCCUGCGCCGCAUCCAGGCCAACGGAGAGAGGAAGGAGUUGCCGUGUUGGAUAGAGCUGCAGGCUGCCAACACCAAGCAGCCCAUAGACGUGUCUGUGACACUGAUGGACGAGCGUCAGAUCAGCGUGCAGAUCGAUUCAGCCUCCACCUCGGCUGAAGCCUGCCAGGCCGUGGCGCGCCAGAUAGGACUCAAGGACACCUACGGCUUCUCCCUGUACAUCAGCAUGUUGGAUAAGAUGUGGUCUCUGAGCAACUGUGGGAAGCACGUGCUGGACGCCGUGUCCCAGUGCGAGCACGAGAUGAGGAGGCAGGGCAAGCCGGAGAAGGAUACGCCCUGGAGACUCUCCAUACGCAAGGAGCUGUUCACGCCGUGGCACGACUGCUCCCGCGACCGCGUCAGCACCGACCUCAUCUACAAGCAGGUCAUCAAGGGACUCAAGUCUGGCGACUACACCAGCGAGAAGGAGGAUGAAUAUGUGCAGCUGGCGGCGAUGCACAGCUACAUCCGGUUGGGCUCGGCCCCCGGCCGAGAGGAAGUGCGGAGGGUGGUGGACGAGUGUAUCCCCACCACGCUCAUCGAGAACAAGUCCAUGACCAAGUGGAUCCAGCUCAUCACGUCAGCGCUCUCCGAGGAGCCGUACGCCGGCGGGAAGCAGGAUGCAGAGAAGGUGAAAGGAGCGCUGGUGGACGCGUCGCGGCAGAAAUGGCCGCUGGACUUCUCAAAGUUUUUUGAUGUCACAAUGACGUCAGGACCGCCGCUGCCCAAGAGCAGGUUUAUUGCAGCUGUGAACUGGAGUGGCAUCUUCUUCAUGGAAAGAAGAGACAAGAGAUUUCUGGAGAUCCCCUACCUGGAGGUGAAGAAGGUCAACAUGGAGAGUAGCUUCAAAGGCCAGUCUCUGAGUCUGAGCACGGUCCGAGGAGACUUCGUCCUCAAGUGUCCGGAGGCGGCAGACAUGGAGGACCUGAUGAACAGCAACCUGGAGGGGCUGAAGCAGCGCUCGGUGUACGCAGUGGCUCAGCAGGACGACAGUAAACCAAACGACCCCAUGUUCCUGGUCUGUAAGCGAGGUGACCUGCUGAUGGCGAAGAAGGAUGAGGAGAACUCCCCGGAGGAGAACUGGGUCCGAGCCGUCAACCAGAGGACUGGGGACAGCGGUGCGGUCUACAAGGACACGCUGCAGUUCCUCCCCACCCUGAGCAGGCCCACCGACGACAUGCUGGAACUGCUCACAUUGCAGAAGAAAACAAGCCUGUCAAACAACGCCGCUUUUGGAGAAGAGACGGUGGCUCCUGUUUCCUUAAAGGAGUUUGCUCUGGAGAACUUCAGAGCUCCCAGUAAAGCGGCCGCCAAAGGGCUGGGCAAGGAGAAGCUGUGGGCCAACUCCAAAGAACCGCUCAAGCAGCCGCUCAUCAGGACUCUGCUCAGCAACUCGGAGCUCAGCAGCCUGGCCUGCAACGCCUUCACUGCCAUCCUGAAGUACAUGGGCGACUACCCCAUCAAACACGCCCGCAGCCCGCUGGAGCUCACCGACCAGAUCUUUGGGCCGGCCACGCAGCACGAGGCCCUGCGGGACGAGAUCUACUGCCAGAUCAUGAAGCAGAUGACCAGCAACAGCAACCUGCUGAGCGUGGAGCGCGGCUGGCAGCUGCUGUGGUUGUGCACGGGUUUGUUUCCGCCUGGCCCGGAUCUGAAGCGGUACACGCAGCGCUUCCUGGAGUCCCGGCCCAGAGACCCGCUCUCCUCCGGCUGCCUGCAGAGGCUGCAGGAGAUCUGCAGUAAGACGCCCAGGAGCCUCCCUCCCCACCAGGCAGAAGUGGAGGCCAUCCAGCAGAACAGCCCGCAGAUCUUCUACAAAGUCCACUUCCCAAAUAAAACGGAUGAUAUAUUUGAAGUGUCGUCCACGACCACGAUCAAGGACCUGCGCUGCAGCAUCGCCUUCGAGCUCAACCUGAGCUCUCCGGACGGAUACGGCCUCUACAUGAAAACCACCAUGGAGAGGGUUACGAGCCUUGAUGAGCAGAAGUAUUUCUUUGACAACCUAAGGCAGCCCUCGGAAGUCCCUAAAAAAGCCAAAAAGACGAAAGAAGUACAUCAGGGUAACAUCCCGUGCGUGGUGAUGUUCAAGAGGAAGCUCUGGUUCAACGUGACGCCCGGCAAGGACUUGGUUGCAGACCUCACCUUCCACUACCCGCAGGAGGUCUCCAAGUACCUGCGGGGGUUCCACAACUGCACCAAGGAGGACAUGUGCAACCUGGGCGGGCUGCUGUUCCGGGUCACGGUGGACUCCGACAGGUCGCAGUUCGUCAUGAUCCCCAGGAUGCUGAACGAGCUGGUUCCAACCGACCGGCUCAAACUCAUGUCUCCUGAGGAGUGGAAGAAGAACAUAAUCUCUGCGUACAACAAGCAGAGUGGCAUAACGGUGCAAGAGGCCAAAAUCGCCUUCCUGAAGGACAUCUCAACCUGGCCCACCUUUGGUUGUGCCUUCUUUCUCGUUAAACAAACGUGUGAACCUAGCUACCCAACUCAAGUUAUGAUCGCCAUCAGCAAGCAGGGUGUCAACUUGAUAGACCCCGAAACCAAGGAGCUGCUGGUGUUGCACCCAUUCAGCCGCAUCACUGACUACUACAGCAGAGGUAACAUGUUCCAGAUGACCAUCCGCACCCUGGUGAGGGGCUUGAACUUCGUCUGUGAGACCCCACAGGCUUUCGCAAUGGAGGACCUCGUUACAUCGUACGUGAAGAUGUACGAGGGACAGAAGCAGGCCUUCCAGCCCAGAAACCAAAUCUUUGCCAGAAGCCUCUCCAACAAAAUGAAAUACUGACACGCUCAGGUUUCUAUUCAUUUUGUCCUGGUGUCUUCACAAUGAGCCAUUUGCUAAAGAUUAGAUGAUGAAACUCUCCCAAAUACAGAUUCUGUCUAUUAAAAAAAAAAAUCCCAACUUUUAAGUGUAAUAUUUCAAUUUAGUUGUAUUGUUUUGAUGUUUUUGAUUGCAUUUGUUCACAUCUGCUGUUGUAAACCACAACCAUGAGUUAGGUAUUAUGUAUAUUUUAUUUAAUUUCUACAUGAACUAUCUAUCCAAUAAAUUAAGCGUAUGUAAAACUGGCUGUAUGGUUGGCAGUACACUGCAAAAACUCUUACCAAGAAUAUUUGUCUUAUUUCUAGUUAAAAUGUCUCAUUUUUAGUCAAAAAAAAUCUCAUUACACUUAAAACAAGACUCAUCACUGGAAAAAACAACAAUUUUCACCUGUUU
Messenger RNA from Cololabis saira (Pacific saury), 7398 nucleotides. Its product is annotated as unconventional myosin-VIIa-like. The record is from RefSeq and is a predicted model, not a curated record. The coding region runs from base 313 to 6969 and encodes 2218 amino acids. Gene Ontology annotation, molecular function: protein binding; cytoskeletal motor activity; ATP binding. The transcript has 50 exons. Gene Ontology annotation, cellular component: myosin complex; cytoskeleton. Lineage: Eukaryota; Metazoa; Chordata; Actinopteri; Beloniformes; Belonidae.